Penicillium salamii is the source of this 1194-nucleotide messenger RNA. The record is from the annotation of a GenBank genome assembly. NCBI's taxonomy places the organism in Eukaryota, Fungi, Ascomycota, Eurotiomycetes, Eurotiales, Aspergillaceae.
AUGAUGUUGUUCCAUACUGUCAAGUCUCUCGCCAUCGGGCUGGCGCUCGGCGCCAGCGUGUUGGCGUCAGACUCCUCCCAUUCACUCGUGAGCCGUCGCUUGACUGAGUACCAGAUGCCAGUCGCUACUCAGACGCACGAGUUUGCGCACGUUCCGAACUCGAAUUUUGUGUUGUUGACGCAGAUGUCCAACAGCGAACUGAUUAAGAUCGAAUUGGACUCGACCACCGAAGAACCCAUCGCCUUCCACUCAUUCCCCAUGGGAAAGAACAGCACAACUUCAAUGCUUCACGGAGUAUGGCCCUCGACAAUCUACCCCGGAAUGAUGUGGUUGUCUUUACAAGGCGAAAAUAAGCUUCUUCUGGUGGAUCCAGGCAAGAAACUCUCGACUCCGCCGAUCAUCAAGAAAACUAUCAGCAUCCCCGCCCCGGGCAACGGCCCGCAUUGUGUUUUUGAAAUUGGUAACCGCGUCUGGGCUGGUCUCAAGGUGGCCUCUGAGCAAACCGGAAAGUACUACGUGUACUCAGCCGACAUCCACAACCCCAAGAACCACACCUUAUAUCCCGCCCUCAACAGUCCCGUAUUCAUCAAGGAGGAACCAACCACCGGCUUGAUCUACGUGACCCAAGACAAUGACUCGUCCAUCAUGCGCAUCAAUGCCACCAGCGGCGAGACCAAACAAAUGCACGUCCCGCCUAGCGUCGGCAACAACGCCGUCGGCAUGAUCUCCGCCACCGGUCCCCUGGGUGGUGUCUGGUUCACACUGGCAGGUAAUGCCACCGGAGGCACCGGCACAUUCGGCCACAUCGGAGCAUCAGGCAAGAUGCAGUUCUUCAAGCUGAAGCACCCGCUGCUCGGCACCAACGCCGGCUUACUGCACAUCGCCGAUGCGUCGACCGCGGCCGGUCCUGCCCUGUGGCUCUUGUCGACCUCGCUGCUGAGCACCGAGUCGCCCGAUGCCUUGAUCCGGGUGACUUUUGACGACGCCAUGAAGUCUAUCGCGGAUGAAGAGUACAUCUCCAUGCUCACUCAAAAUGCCAUGGUGCGCCGCAUCCUGCCCCUGAACCACACGGUGCUGGUCUCGGAGCUCCACACAUUUACCCUCGCCCAGCUCUCGUACAAGAAUACCGUGGCUGGGAAGUGGUUGCCUGCUCAGGCUGUCACUAAUACCUCGGUUUACACUGAGGCCAGUUGA